AUGAUUGUUUCCAAUCUUAUACAAAAUACAAGACCAGGCUCGCCUUUAGCAUCCCAACUAAGCGCUCAAAUUAUUAGUGACCUUUUUAGUUCUGGUUCUCUACCUUGCGGUUGCCCGAAUCCAUUUUUUAACGCCCCUAAUAUUGUCCCUAAUAGUAUUCCUAAUUUUAUACCCAAUAGUAUACCUAACUUCAUUCCUAAUAAUGUUCCUAACUUCAUUCCUAAUAGCAUUAUUUCCCCUAACUUCGUCUCCCCUAACCUUAUUUCACCUAAUGUCCUUCCUAACAUAGUGUCUACUGGCGUUCCUUCUGCGAAUUCGUACCCUAUUAAUAUUGCUAAUCUAAUGUCUGGUUAUUUAUAG
Molecule: messenger RNA, 360 nt
Organism: Diatraea saccharalis (sugarcane borer)
Lineage: Eukaryota; Metazoa; Arthropoda; Insecta; Lepidoptera; Crambidae
Source: the annotation of a GenBank genome assembly